This is a messenger RNA of Triticum dicoccoides, 1958 nucleotides long. RefSeq names its product acyl transferase 7-like. Bases 124 to 1425 code for a protein of 433 amino acids. Lineage: Eukaryota; Viridiplantae; Streptophyta; Magnoliopsida; Poales; Poaceae. The transcript has 2 exons. The record is from RefSeq and is a predicted model, not a curated record.
CUUCAACUCAAUUCACUCCAUCAACACACGUACGUACCCACCCCCAGCAACAACAGCUCACCGUCACACCUCAAACCAGGAACACCCGAAGGUGUGUCCUCCUCCGGCCCUCCCCCGUUCCAAAUGGCGGCGGCCGCGGCAAAGCCCAUGCCAGUGGAGCGGCUCGGGCAGCGCCUGGUGGCGCCGGCGGCUCCGACGCCGGAGAACCCUCUGCGCCUGUCGUGGCUCGACCGCUACCCCACCCAGAUGGCGCUCAUCGAGUCGCUGCACGUGUUCAAGCCCGACAUGGCCAGGGAGGGUGACAGCCCCGCGAGGGCGGUGGAGCAGGCCCUGGCGAGGGCGCUGGUGGAGUACUACCCGCUGGCGGGCCGCCUCACGGUGACCGACGCCGGCGAGCUGCAGGUGGACUGCAGCGACGGUGGCGUGUGGUUCAUUGAGGCUGCCGUCAGGUGUCGGCUAGAGGACGUGGACUAUCUCGAGUACCCGCUCGCCGUCGACAAGGACGAGCUGCUCCCCCACCCGCGCCCCAAGCCCAGCCGUGAGGAGGAGAGCAAGCUCAUCUUGCUUGUCCAGGUCACGACGUUCGAUUGCGGCGGCUUCGUGGUGGGGUUCCGGUUCAGCCACGCGGUGGCCGACGGGCCCGGGGCGGCGCAGUUCAUGGGCGCGGUGGGGGAGCUGGCGCGCGGGGCGGGCCGCAUCUCGGUGGCACCGGUGUGGGGCCGCGACGCGAUCCCUGAUCCGGCGAGCGCCCUCGUCGGCAGCCUCCCGGACCCCGCGGGCGCCAAGCGGCUCGAAUACCUCGCCAUAGACAUCUCCGCCGACUACAUCAACCACUUCAAGGGCCAGUUCGCGGCGGCCACCGGCGGCGCCCGGUGCUCAGCGUUCGAGGUGCUCAUCGCCAAGGCCUGGCAGAGCCGCACGCGCGCCGCUUGCUUCGACGAGGACUCCCCCGUACACCUCUGCUUCGCGAUGAACGCGCGGCCGCUCCUCCACGCCCGCCUCCCCUCGGGGGGCGCCGGCUUCUACGGCAACUGCUACUACAUCAUGCGCGUCUCCUCCACGGCCGGGAAGGUGGCGUCCUCCACCAUCACCGACGUCGUGAAGAUCAUCAAGGAGGGGAAGAAGCGGCUGCCCACAGAGUUCGCGCGGUGGGGCGCCGGCGAGAUGGGCAGCGUGGACCCGUACCAGAUCACCUCCGACUACCGGACGCUGCUCGUCUCCGACUGGACGCGGCUGGGCUUCGCCGAGGUGGACUACGGGUGGGGCCCUCCCGCCCACGUCGUGCCGCUGACAAACCUGGACUACAUCGCCACGUGCAUCCUCGUCAAGCCCUGGGUACACAAGCCAGGCGCCCGGCUCAUCACGCAGUGCGUGACGCCCGACCGUGUCGCCGCUUUCCACGACGCCUUGGUGGACACCAACUAGCUCACCACUGUCUCCAACACUUCGUCCUCCGUUUGCUCACGGGUUUCCUUCCCUCCUAUCUUUACACUGGUAAUGACUGGUUAUAGUGUUUAAUUACAGCUUGGUGAGCGAAGGUAAUGGUAAACCGAGCAAGAAUAAUGGCAAACAGGUAGUGAAGAAACGUAUAAAGUGGAAGAAGAAUACGCAUAGAUAUGGGGGACAGGUAGACACAGCUAGAUGGUAGUGGGCAACGGCGAGAUUGGUAUAGGAUGCCUUUGGGUGGUCUCGGUGGCGUUGCAGGAAGUGUAUACUACAUCCUUUUCUUCUUCUUUCUUUUUUUUCCUUGACUUUUUGGGGGGUUUCGAUUGAAGGAUCGAAGCUGGGCUUGGUGGGAAGCUACCAACCAGUCUCCCCUCGACUUGUGUACUGUACUGUUCUAUUCUUUUUCUUUCGAAUAUAAACCCGCAAGGUGUACAGACUAUUCUCUAGUGGUUUUCCCCCAUGUAAAGUAGCUAAUUCUACAUAAUUAUAAUGGUAUAAUGUGAAGAACAGCU